AUGUCCGAUUUCCCCACCUACAUCAAGCCUUUCAACAAGAAUGCGUACCGCAGCGCUGCUGCUUACAAGUCGCAUCUCGAGACUCAGCGCACGAAAGCAUCACCCAUUCCUCACCAUGCGCCCCGCACACUACCUCCAACACUUCGGAUGGUCCCCCGAUACAGGGCCCCGCGCGCACUGGAAUCGCCCAAAAUAAUGACCGACGAAGAAGUCAGAGCUUGGUUCAGGGAAGCCGAGGAGGAGUACGAAGCCAAGAAAAAGGCCGGUUACUACGACGGCUACGUCCCUGCCGCUGGACCCAGCCGCGGCGUGCUGGCUGAUACUACCAAUGCGCUGUCGAAAAGAAGGACGGGAAUGGAGAACUCAAUGCACGCGCCCAAGAAACAGUCGAUCAUCUUGAACCCAGCUGCUAGACCCUACCGCGCCGUCCUGGCCAACCCCGCCAAUUCGCUGCCGAAGAGAAAGACGGGACUGGAGACGUCCAUGCAUGCGCCGAAGAACUUCAAGUUGUCCAUCGUCACAAACUGA
Molecule: messenger RNA, 528 nt
Organism: Neurospora crassa OR74A
Lineage: Eukaryota; Fungi; Ascomycota; Sordariomycetes; Sordariales; Sordariaceae
Exons: 2
Coding region: 1-528 (175 amino acids)
Source: RefSeq, a predicted model, not a curated record